GUAUUAUAGAUGAGCGACGCCCAAGUGAAAGCAGCUGGUAAACUCGUAAGAAACGUGUGUCAGCCUAAGAACAAAGCGACGGAUGAGGAUAUCGAUAAAAUGCACCAAGGUGACUGGAAUAUUGACCACACCGCAAUGUGCUACAUGCAUUGCGUUUUGACUUCACAAAAAUUGAUCACAAAAGAGAACAAUUUGGAUUAUGAUGUGGCAAUGAAUGCCGCCAAAACCAAACUACCAGUGACAAUCCGGGACGGAACUCUGGUUACCAUAGAACAGUGCAAAGAUUCGGCCAAAACUCUAACCGAUAAAUGUGUGGCGGCUUACGAAAUAUCUAAAUGUCUCUACGAAGCAAAUCCUCAGAUUUAUUUUCUCCCAUGA
Messenger RNA from Zophobas morio, 378 nucleotides. Its product is annotated as general odorant-binding protein 72-like. Gene Ontology annotation, molecular function: odorant binding. The transcript is spliced from 5 exons. The record is from RefSeq and is a predicted model, not a curated record. NCBI's taxonomy places the organism in Eukaryota, Metazoa, Arthropoda, Insecta, Coleoptera, Tenebrionidae. The coding region runs from base 10 to 378 and encodes 122 amino acids.